AAAUGAAAGACAAAAAUGUGCGUGCAAAGCGUGUCUCAACGUCGUCUGCCGGUCAGUCCAGAGAUUUCCUCAGCAACGGGGAGCAUCUCAGAGAAGAUGGCCUACGCGUUCACUAACGGGCUCGCGGGCAUAGAAGGACACCUCGUCGACAGGAAGGACGCACAAUGGAGCGGACCCCCAACUGCACUGCAACAGCCACAAGCAGAGCCUCCCUCCGUGGCGCUGAGGCCCCGGGGCACGGACGGUGCCGCCCUGGCCCCGGCCGAGGGCCUGUGGACCACCUGCAGAGAUGAGCCGGUCCGCUUGAGGAUGGAGGAAUCGGGGCCCGCCGCCGACACCCCCAUCACCGUGCACCAGAUGUUCCUGGAGACGGUCCAGAACUUCGGGGGGUGCCCGGCCAUGGCCUACAAGAAGGACGGCCAGUGGGAGAUCGUCACGUGGACGCGCUACUACCAGUUCUGCAGGGCGGCGGCCAAGAGCUUCAUCAAGCUGGGCCUGGAGCGCUACCACGGGGUGGGCAUCUUGGGCUUUAAUUCCCCCGAGUGGUUCAUCGCUGAUCUGGGCUGCAUCUUCGCCGGGGGUCUGGCGACGGGCAUUUACACCACCAACUCAGCACCUGCCUGCUGCGAAGUUGCCGCCAAUUCGCAGGCUAACAUCAUAGUGGUGGAGAACCAGCAGCAGCUGGACAAAAUCCUACAGGUCAAAGACCAGCUGCCGCAUCUCAAAGCCAUUGUCCAGUAUAAAGGAGAACUCAAGCAGAGGCUGCCCUUCCUCUACUCUUGGUCAGAGUUCAUGAGGCUUGGCGAGGAUGUGCCCGAACAGCAGCUGGACGACUCCAUUGACCGCCUGCGCGCCAACCACUGCUGCACGCUCAUCUUCACGUCGGGCGCCACCGGACCACCCAAGGGCGUCAUGCUCAGCCACGACAAUGUGACCUGGACGGUCCAGCGGGCCGGAGAGGCCGUGGGCCUGCGCUAUGGCGAGGAAUCGGUUAUCAGCUACCUGCCGCUCAGCCAUGUGGCGGCUCAGCUUAAUGACAUGUAUAUCACUAUGAGGUUCGCCGCCGCCACUUAUUUCGCCCAACCUGAUGCCCUCAAGGGCUCCUUGGGGCCCACCUUGAAGGAAGUAAGGCCCACCUCCUUCCUGGGCGUCCCUCGCGUUUGGGAAAAGAUGCAGGAAAAAAUGCAGGAAGCCGGAGCCAAGGCCGGACCCUUCAAGAAGAGCGUUGCCGACUGGGCCAAGGCCACCGGGCUCAUGUACAACUACAGCGCCAUGCACAAGGAGAAUCGCGUGCCGUGGGGCUUCACGCUGGCUAACCAGCUGGUGUUCAAGAAAGUGCGAGCGGCGCUGGGCCUGGACCGCUGUCGAAUACUGUUCACGGGCUCGGCGCCGAUCUCCAAGGAGACCCUGGAAUACUUCAUGAGUCUCAAUAUGCCCCUCAUGGAGCUCUAUGGCAUGAGCGAGAGCUCUGGACCGCACACCAUCUCCACCAACCAGGACUACCUCAUCUCCAGCUGCGGGAAGGUGAUGGAAGGCUGCAAAGUAAAGCUGGACAACCAGGAUGCGGACGGAAACGGCGAGAUCUGCUUCUGGGGCCGUAACAUCUUCAUGGGCUACCUCAAUCUGGACGACAAGACCCGAGAAGCCCUGGACGAAGAUGGCUGGCUGCACUCCGGAGACAUCGGCAAGCUGCAGCGGGACUUCCUCUUCAUCACCGGAAGGAUAAAAGAGCUUCUGAUCACCGCCGGUGGCGAGAACGUGGCGCCGGUGCACAUUGAAAACACCGUCAAGUCGGAGGCGCCCAUCCUCAGCAACGCCAUGCUGAUCGGCGACAGGAAAAAGUUCCUCUCCAUGCUCGUGACGCUCAAAUGCGUGCCGGACGAAGACGGCAAACCCACGGACAAGCUGAGCCCCGAGGCCGUGGCCUUCUGCCGGGAGUUGGGCGUGAGCGCCACCCGAGUGUCAGAAAUCGUCGGGAACAAGGAGCCCGCUGUCUACAAGGCCAUCCAGGAAGCCCUGGAACGUUACAAUGGCGUGGCUGUGUCCAGAGCGCAGAAGGUGCAGAAGUUUGUCAUCUUGGAAAGAGACUUCUCCAUCGGGGGAGGAGAGCUUGGCCCUACCAUGAAGCUCAGGAGGCCAAUCGUGGUCCAGAUGUACCAGGACAAAAUCGACGAGAUGUACGCCGAGUAGAAGCAAAGAAAUCGAGCGCUAAAAUCCGUUCUAUUUAUAUUUUCAUGCACUUUUGUAAAUAAAAGCUCCCCAAUCACAGCCAAAGUUUGCCACCGUACAUCACGUGAUUACCUCAUUGUUUCUCCGGUAUAACAUUACUAACCCGAACCUUUUUUUUGUUACGUCAUCAUUUUACGGCGUGAUUUAUGGGGUCAAACAAUGUAGGUUAUACUCAAGAAAUCACUGAAGAAGAUGGUGUUAUUUUUUUAAUUUUUACUGCAAUUGAAAAUAUUUACAGUACUAACUAUCUGUAAUUCCAUAGAAUAAUAAAUAGAAAUGUGAUACUGUUUUAAUAGUUGUCUGUUUUUGUUGUAAUAUGGUUGACAUUUUACUGAGGGAAUUAUUAUAUUAUUAUUAUCGAUGACCGGUGUUUAGUUUUACAGUACAUUUUAGAUAAUAUUGAAAUAUUAUUUUAAAAAAAAAAACAGAAAUUAAGGAUAUACUCGUAAGUAGUGGUGUGAAAAGGUGAUAUAUCACAAUACUUUGUAGCUCAAAAGGUUAUCAUAUGCUCCCGAUAAGAAUCAAUUCAUAAUUUUAAAAGAUGUUAUUAUUUAAUAAAGGAACGAAGAGCUUACUACCAAAAUCUUCCAAUAAAAUAGUGCAUACGUAAGCUCACUAGGCAUACAAAUUACAAUUCAUUUUGACCGUAUUGGAUGUGUAGCGCCGUCAAUGGGACUGAAACCAGAGCAUUCACAGCCAGUCUUUUGUGGGCAUUAACAGCUCACUUCCUGUUCAUUUUAGGGCAUUUAGCAUUGUUCAGACAGGCAGUCGAAAUCUGAAUCUUAGCCCAUCCAGUUUGAAUCUGGAUGGGCUAAGAAUCAGAUUUCGAUUUCAGAUUUUUGCGAGUCUACUUGAAACCACCUACGGGUGCUAUUUUCAUAUCAAAUAUGGACAAAAUGUUUCUCAGUCUGAACAGCUCAGAUGGGAUUUGACUGUCCGUGACGUCACUCUAUGCUGGAUGACGCCUUUGAAGCCACAGUAACAUGUCAGGUGUGUUAAUAAUCUGGCACAGUCUGAAAAGGCCUAGAUCUGAUUUGGUCAAAUGCUAAAAAUAGUGUGAACAGUCAGCCCUAAAAAUCAGAUUUGAAGAAGAAUCCCAUUCCAAUCAGAUAUGCCUGCAGUUGGAACAAAGGUUACUUCCUUCAGAUUUUACAUCAUUGGGGACAUCCUUGAGUCACUUCCUUUUCAGUAACCCAAACUCAACAGGAAGUGCCCCAAAAGGAAAAGGAAGUGAUGGAAAAUCGAGAGGAAAUGACGUCAAAUGCCCCAAAAUUAACAUACAUAUACGUAUUACAUAUAUACAUAACAUAUAUUACAUAACGGCGUUAUUUUUUCAGUAACGGGCUAAUCUAACUAAUUAUUUUUUCCGCCGUUACAACGCCGUUACCGUUACUGACGGUCAAAAGCGGUGCGUUACUUACUCUGAAUAAAUUGAAGAAACUACCAAGCCAAGACUUGGGGUGCGUUCAGGUUCGAGAAUAGCGCACGUGUUUUGUUUUGUGCUUUUUCGUAGCAAAGAUAUACCACAAAGGACAUGCUGGCACUUUGUCUCAGGUUGUGAGAGUUGGAUUUAAUUGAUUAAACUCGCUUUAUAUUGUUUACUGCUGAUUGUUAUUUUAUUAUAUUGUUUACUUUUUAUUAUUUUAUUUAUUGUUUUUUGUUGUUGCUCUUCAAGUGUAGGAUAAAUCUGUUGCUGGUGGAUAAAUCUGGAUAAAUCUGUUGCCGGUGAGGUGCAAUAAAUAUUACAAGGUUCUAUAACACAA
Molecule: messenger RNA, 3992 nt
Organism: Corythoichthys intestinalis (scribbled pipefish)
Lineage: Eukaryota; Metazoa; Chordata; Actinopteri; Syngnathiformes; Syngnathidae
Product: long-chain-fatty-acid--CoA ligase ACSBG2-like
Exons: 14
Coding region: 16-2190 (724 amino acids)
Cellular component (GO): endoplasmic reticulum; membrane
Molecular function (GO): long-chain fatty acid-CoA ligase activity
Source: RefSeq, a predicted model, not a curated record